CUCUGUUCUUGUCUGAGGCCAGAGUAGGGUUGCAGCUCAUUUGUAAACUUGUUGGAGCUUCAUACAGAGCUUUAAAAGCAGAAGUUUAAGCUUUAGUUUGUAAACUGAAUUAAAAAUCACAACUCCAGUUUAACAUUAAACUGUAAGUUUAACCUUCAUCUUUUGUGUUUUUUUUGUUUGUUUUUUGUUUUGUUUUGUUUUGUUUGUUUGUUUUCAUCAAGCUUUCUUUUCAUAGCUCUCCAUGUCUGAAGGAGUUACUUAUACAGACCUAAAAUUCCAGGACUCCAGUGAGAUGAAAAAUAUUCAGGAGUUUGACCAAGAUGCUGUGAAAGCACCUCCUGCUUCUUCCCAUGUGUGGCAUCAAAGAGCCUUGGCUCUGAUUCUUCUGUGCCUUCUGCUGCUGAUUGGACUGGGAGUGUUAGGAAGCAUAUUUAACCUAACUUUGAAAAUAGAAAUGGAAAAACUGGAAAAGCUACAAAAUUUCAAAGACAUACUUCAGAGUAAUGUUUCUCUACAACUCAAGAAGAUCAAGAAUCUCUCUAGCACACUGCAAGAAAUGGCCACCAAAUUAUGUUAUGAGCUAUAUAAAAAAGAACCAGAGCACAAAUGUAAACCUUGUCCAGAGGAAUGGAUGUGGCAUGAGGACAGCUGUUAUAGAGAAUUUGAAAAGUAUGAGACUUGGCAACAGAGUGACUUCACAUGUUCUACUCACAAUGCCAGCCUGCUGAAGAUUAAGAACAAAAGUGUAUUGAAGUUUAUAAAGUCCAAGAAUUUCUAUAGCAUUUGGUUAGGAUUAUCUCCCAUAGAAGAUUACAAAUCUGAAAAAGAGUUGGAUGCAACAAUUAUCUCCUCUGACUGGUUUACAAGAAACACAAGUGACUUAAAUGGUAGAAAAUAUUGUGGAUAUAUAUAUGAACCAUAUGUUUAUUAUGAUUUCUGCACUAACAAAAGAAAAGGUAUAUGUGAGAAGUUAGCGAAUCCAGUGAAGAUUGAGAGCAUGCUAAUGAAUGAAGAACAAGAUGGAAGAAUGUUGUUAGUGUAGUUUGCCUGAGCAAUUUUAAGGUACAUACAUCUUGUGGACCUCACAAGUGGAAUAAAGAUGAUGUGAAACUAAA
Messenger RNA from Pipistrellus kuhlii (Kuhl's pipistrelle), 1115 nucleotides. RefSeq names its product C-type lectin domain family 12 member A (gene CLEC12A). The transcript is spliced from 6 exons. Bases 242 to 1042 code for a protein of 266 amino acids. Gene Ontology annotation, molecular function: signaling receptor regulator activity. The record is from RefSeq and is a predicted model, not a curated record. Lineage: Eukaryota; Metazoa; Chordata; Mammalia; Chiroptera; Vespertilionidae.